AUGGCCGGACAGCAGUUCCAAUAUGACGACAGUGGCAACACGUUCCUCUACUUCCUGACAUCCUUCGUGGGGCUGAUCGUUAUCCCGGCCACAUAUUACCUGUGGCCCCGGGACCAGAACUCGGAACAAGUAAGACUGAAGAACAUACGCCAUGUAUAUCGAAGUUGUUUAUGGUACCAGCUGAGGUCUAUCAAGCCACAGCAAAAUAUAGUUCCCACAAUAAAGAAAGUAGUUUUGCUUUUUGGAUGGGCAGUAUUCCUUUUUCUUGCCUAUAAAGUUUCAAAAACAGAUAAAGAAUAUCAAGAAUACAAUCCAUAUGAGGUGUUGGGUUUGGAUCCGGGAGCAACAGUGUCAGAAAUUAAGAAACAAUACCGUUUACUGUCCCUAAAAUUUCACCCUGAUAAAGGAGGAGAUGAAGUCAUGUUCAUGAGGAUAGCAAAGGCUUAUGCAGCUUUGACAGAUGAACAAUCAAGAAAAAAUUGGGAAGAAUAUGGAAAUCCUGAUGGGCCACAGGCUACGAAUUUUGGCAUUGCACUGCCUGCCUGGAUUGUGGACCAGAAGAAUUCUAUGCUGGUUUUGCUUGUAUAUGGCCUGGCUUUUAUGGUGAUCCUUCCAGUCGUUGUGGGUUCAUGGUGGUAUAAAUCAAUUCGUUAUAGCGGUGAUCAGAUCCUCAUCCGUACCACACAGAUCUACACUUAUUUUGUGUAUAAGACCAGGAACAUGGAUAUGAAACGCCUAAUUAUGGUGUUAGCAGGAGCAUCAGAGUUUGAUCCACAGUAUAAUAAGGAUGCCACAAGCAGACCUGCAGAUAAUGUACUAAUACCUCAGCUAAUAAGAGAGAUUGGCGGGAUCAACCUCAAGAAAAAUGAACCUCCACUCACCUGCCCCUACAGUCUUAAGGCAAGGGUGCUUUUACUGGCUCAUUUAUCACGGAUGCAAAUACCAGAGACACUAAAAGAAGAUCAGCAGUUUAUAUCUUGAAGAAAUGUCCAGCUCUGCUCCAGGAAAUGGUUAAUGUUAUAUGCCAACUAAUAAUAAUAAUGGCGCGGAGUAGAGAGGAGCGAGAGCUCAGACCACCUUCACUGGCUUCUCUGGAGAACUGUAUGAAGCUCUGUCAGAUGACCGUUCAGGGUCUCCAACAAUUCAAAUCUCCAUUCUUACAGUUACCAUUUAUAGAAGAGGAUCAUCUGAGACGAGUGUGUUUAACCAUAAAAAGUUUAAAAUCAAGACGAUUCGGGACCUAGUUAGCAUGAAGGAGUCAGAUCGUCGCCUGCUGUUUAGCUUUCUGGAGGACAGCAGCUAUGAGGAGCUAGUAGCAGUUCUUGGCAGCUUUCCACACAUCACAAUGGAGAUAAAGCCUCAGGUGCUAGACGAUGAAGAUAGUAACAAUAUUACUGUGGGUUCACUCGUCACGGUCCUUGUAACUCUUAGAAGACAAACAAUGGCGGAGGUGUUCGAGAAGGAACAGUCCACUUGCUCUGCAGAAGACCAGCCAGUGGAAGAAGGAGGAGAAAUUGGCAAAGUCAAGAACAAAGGUUGGCAACAAAAGAAUAAAACGGCCAAAAAAGCCUCCAAAUCUAAGAAAAAGAAGCCAGUGAAAAAGAAGCCAGCACCUCCAAUGUCAUCUCAACAGAAACCAUCAAAGCAGAAGCAAGGAAAUGAUGUAGCAUGCAAUGAUCUGACAGUAAAGGAGGAAGAAGAAGAUAUCUCUGAAAAAGGCAGUGACUCUGAGGAUGAAGAUACAAAUAGAGAUUCCCAAAGUGAUGGUAGUGACAAAGAUUCUGACAGAGAGAAUGAUGAGAAACAAGGAAAAGAUGAUGAAGCGGAAUGGCAAGAACUGCAACAGAGCAUACAGCGAAAAGACCGCGCUUUACUGGAAACCAAAUCAAAAGUAACACAUCCUGUAUAUAGCCUAUAUUUUCCAGAGGAGAAACAAGAAUGGUGGUGGAUUUAUAUUGCAGACAGAAAAGAUCAAACGUUAAUAUCUAUGCCGUAUCAUGUGUGUACUCUUAAAGAUCAAGAAGAGGUCGAGCUUAAAUUCCCUGCACCAAGUAAACCUGGCAACUUUCAAUACACAGUGUUUUUAAGGUCGGAUUCUUAUAUGGGUUUGGAUCAGAUUAAACCUUUGAAGCUGGAAGUUCAUGAAGCUAAACCAAUACCAGAAAAUCACCCACAAUGGGAUACUACCAUAGAAGGUGAAGAUGACCAAGGGGACAGUGAAGGCUUUGAAGAAAGCUAUGAAGAAGAGGAAGAAGAUGAGGAGGAUGAUUAA
Staurois parvus is the source of this 2272-nucleotide messenger RNA. NCBI's taxonomy places the organism in Eukaryota, Metazoa, Chordata, Amphibia, Anura, Ranidae. The record is from the annotation of a GenBank genome assembly.